This is a messenger RNA of Eimeria maxima, 2250 nucleotides long. RefSeq lists its product as hypothetical. The coding region runs from base 1 to 2250 and encodes 749 amino acids. The record is from RefSeq and is a predicted model, not a curated record. NCBI's taxonomy places the organism in Eukaryota, Apicomplexa, Conoidasida, Eucoccidiorida, Eimeriidae. The transcript is spliced from 5 exons.
AUGGCAGCAGUAGUAGAACUGCGUAGUAGUAAUAGUAGUAGUAGUAGUAUUGGGAAGGUGCUGCGUGCCAUAGCCGCCCUCACCGACAGCAGCGGCGAUGACCUUGCCCUUCAGUAUGGAGGGUCGGUUGCGCACAGGAAGAGGCUCGAGCCGCUGGCCUGGGCUGCGCAGCUGCCUAGGGGUUCGUCCCCAGGAGACGAUCAGCGCGGUAAUAAUAGGAGGGUUUUUAGUACAGCUUCAAGCACCAGCAACAGCAGUUCCUGGUCGCAGUUGCCGCCGCCUCCUCUCGCGGCAUCUUUUGUAGCAGAUGAGACUGCUGCCGCAGAAGAGCCCCGCAUAAACAGCAGCAGCAACAAGCCCAGCAGCGGCUUGUUGAGCAGCGCGUUAACUGUCUUACAAGGCGUCUCUUCAGCUUUUGCUCUUCAGUGGGUUGGGGGCCGCAGCAACGGCGGCCUUAUGCUGCCGCUGCUACCGGGCCUUUCCACUUCCCUUCAGCGAAGAUACAGCAACGUUCUUGAGGACGGGAGGAAACAGCAGGCAUUAAAUAUUUGGUUUUGUUUGUCUUCUCCCUUCACAAGGCCUAACCUAAGAACGCCCAUUUGGAGGGUCGAAGACAGCAACGACCUAUACACACAUCACAACUUCUUGGAGCCUUCUUUUUCCCCCAAAGACUGGUGGGUGCUGCCGCUGCAGCGGUUCUUUAACGGCAUGAGAGCGUCUCUAACCCUCUCUCACUGCAGCAGCAGCAGGUGCUGCUGCGAGCAGUCUGCAGAGCACCUGCAGGGAGGAGCAGCUACGAGCGUUGCAGGAGCAGCCACGGAUGCAAAGCAGCUGUUGGGCUGCUGCGGCCGCAGCUGCCAGCCUGCAAGCACCCGGCAGUUUGCUGCAGCAGUGACAGCAGCUGAUGCGUUUUUGCGUUCUCGCGGGCCCCCCUGGGUGCUGGAGUUUCUACCGCCGCCUUCUGCAGGCACAGCUCCAAGCAGCAGCAGCAGCAGCAGCACCGUUGAUGAACCUGAGGAUGGUGAACAAUGCCUCUUGGAUGUGUUUACCUAUGCCCCUUGGCGCAGACAAGCAGCAAAAGCAGCAGCAGCUGCUGCUGCUGCAGCUGCUGAGGCCGCAGUAGGGGUUACCUCCGGCAGUCUCACUAGCGAAGGAACUGAACCCUUGGUGGCAGCAGCACAACCAGCAGCAGCAACAGCAACGGAAGCAACAACGGGAACAGAAGUCAACUUUACAGUCCCGCAUGCCCCAGCUGCUGCUGCUGCUGCCACUACAGAUGUUGCUGCUGAUGGAUUAGACCACCAGCAGAACGCAGAGAGAAUUGAUGAUCGGACGGAAAGCAACAGCAGCUGCAGGAAAUCAUCCCCAGCCCAUGCAGGACUUGAGCAGGGGCUGGAGGCACUUGCGUAUGUGGGGAGGUUUUCGCUGGCAAUGCUGCUGCCGAGUCUUAUAGACAGCGAAACAGCCGCAGCAAGAGCAAUGCAAUGCUGCUAUGCGCUGCUGCUACGGGAACAGGAGCAGCGCUGGACGUACACUGCACUAGAGCAACUGAAACAGCAGCAAGAGGAGGAGGAACGCAGGGGCAGCAGCUUUGUUUCCAGGUGGCCUUCCGCGCAUUUGGUGUUGCAGCAACGCAGCAGCGGCAACGCGCUGCAUCAGCGGCUUCUGCAGGCAUACAGAGUUAGACGGCUCAGGAUGGAUGCAGCGGCGUCCGUAUGCAAACAGCAGGAGCCAGCAGAAGCAGCAACGUGCCUCUGCGAGCUCUGCUGCACAUCUCACGCUGCAGCAGCGGCCGAACCCAAGGCACUGCUGCUGCUUCUCCCAAAAGCAGCACCACAGGAACCACAGGGGGACUUUACAGCUGUCAACGGCGACUCGCAGGAGCAGCAGCUGCUGCUGCGAGAGAGCGCAGAAGCAUUUAAAAGGAUAUUGCGGGGGCAGUUGAGGCGAAGCCUUGAGGUGUAUAUGCAGCAGCAGCAGUUACAGCACAAGAAGGCACUGAAAACUCUUCCGUUCGAACUGCAGCAGCAGCUGCAGCUCUCUAGCAGCACGUAUAGCGGCUUAGACUGCCGCCGUAGAGAACCAAGCAGCAACAGCACUAGCACCUGCUGCUGGGAAGCAGCACUUGCUGCCGCUUCCGAGACGGAGUUGCAGCCCGUCGAGCUUCAUGCGCAGCAUCAGCAGGCUCACCUCACCAGAUUGCAAAGGCAGCAACAGCAGAUGCAGAUGAACUUGCUCUUAUCCGUGUAG